Molecule: messenger RNA, 1782 nt
Organism: Stylonychia lemnae
Lineage: Eukaryota; Ciliophora; Spirotrichea; Sporadotrichida; Oxytrichidae
Source: the annotation of a GenBank genome assembly
AUGUCAUACUAAAACAUAAAAAUCGAGGAUCUUCCUCUCUUACACAACAAUAAUAAGACAGAGUUUCAGAUUAGCAUUAACAGAUCUAAGAUCUAGCCACUGAAACAGUAAGGUAAAAGUACUGUGCUCUCAAAGGCAGAUUAAGUCUUUGAGGAAAUUGCAAAUUUAGAGGGAGCUCACUAUGGGAGCAUUUUUGGCCAGAGAAGCUUCGCAAGUCUACAAAGAAUCAACGAUUCAAAUCAUCAAGCUAAUUCUAAGUGGCAGCAAACUAUAUAUGAAGAUGAGUAAAAUAACUCUCUCAUUCAGGACUUCUGGAUAGUUCUCAAGCUAGCUGUGCCACCAGUCAUCUCAAUGUUCUUCUAGUUCUUUGUCUAGUUGAUAAAUACUUACUACAUAGGACAUCUUAAUGAUCAAGUGAUAAUGGCCGGAAUAGGAAUGGGAAAUAUGCUUAUUAACAUUCUCUGCUUCGCUGUUACCCAAGGCCUCAAUAGUGCUCUUGAGACUUUCAUUUCAUAGUCAUUCGGUGCUACUAACUACUCUUAUUGUGGGGUGCUUUUGAAUAGAGGAAGACUUAUAGUCUCAGUUUUCCUAAUACCAAUUAUUUUAAUUUUUGUGGUUAGUGAUAAAUUACUAAUUUACAUUGGACAAGAUGCCUAAAUCGCUGAAAUUUCCAAAUAAUUUUCUCUAAUGAUGAUGCCUGGAAUCUGGGCAAUGACUUAAUUCGAUGUCAUUAGAAAGUAUAUGAUAGCUUAGAGGUAGAAUACCAUUCCAGUUUAUAUUUAGUUCUUCACAAUGAUCUUGCAUUUUGGAUGGUGCCAUCUAUUUAUUUCUGUCUAUGAAUGGAGUGUUUUUGGGGCUGCUUUGGCAACUAAUAUAACCUAUCUCCUUAAUUUAAUAAUCAUCGACCAUGUAUUGGCAAAGAGCUAGAAAUUCUAGUUCACUAGAGCCCCUCUUGACAGAUCAAUCUUCUAAGAAUGGUCUGAGUAUUUGAGAAUCGGUAUUCCAGGCGCGUUUAUGUUGUGCUUUGAAUGGUGGGCUUUUGAAUUCCUAGCCAUCUUCUCAGGGUACAUCAGUGUUGCUUCUCUUGCAGCAGAGAUAGUCAUCAUUAACAUAGUGAGCUUUAUAUUCAUGAUGCCUCUAGGAAUAUCAUAUGCUGCCUCUUCAUUAACAGGCUACUAUGUAGGUUAAGGUAAUAUAAAAAGAGCAAAGAGAUUUGCUUUUGUAAUAAUGCUUUUGAAUAUUAUACUUACCAUUUUUGUUUUGGCUUUGAUUGUUAUUUUUAAUGAAUAAAUCUCCAGACUAUUUACACAUGAGGAGGAAAUAGUAGAGAUAGUCAAUAAAGUUCUUUGGAUUAUAGUCAUUUAUAUCUUCUUUGAUACUAUUCAUGGAGUUCAAUCAGGUAUCAUCAAAGGCAUCGGGAAAUAGACAUAUAGCUCUAUAUUUCUACUGAUUUGCUAUUACUGUUUUGGUAUGCCUUUGGCAUUAGUGUUUGCCUUCAAACUAUAAAUGGAGGUUAGUGGACUCUGGCUAGGGUUUACUAUUGCCUCUAUGAUUCUAGAUGUUGGCUUCUACUUUAUCAUUAACUGCACUUAGUGGGAACUAGCAGGAAAAGAUAUGAGGAAAAGAUCAAUGACAAGCGAGAUUUAGAGAAUCGAGAUGGCUAAAAGUAUUCAGGCUUCAAAGCAUGGAAAUGAUGAAUUAUCAUAACCUAAGAUUUUUAGUAAAUAAUUGAACUCAAUCGACGGAUAGAGAAUGUCAUAAAAAUCAAAAUACAAGCUUUGA